AGACGGAAGCCGAGAGGCCCCAUUUCGCGUGGGUUUACGCACUAAAGAAGACAGGUUGUGUCGGGGGACCACCUUCUGGCUGUUUAUCUCGCCUGCGCUGUGCUCUCGCUCUGCUCUUCCGUUAAGAGUGCUUACAUUUGGGCCAAACCUUGGGUGAGAGGAGGACCUGCUCCUUCCCGACGCCGGCCAUUCUCUGGUCCUGCCUUUCUUCCGUGAGGCAGUGUCAGCCGCCAGGAAGUACCGUUCUCGCCCGUGCAGGUGUUCCCUGGAAAACCGCAUGCUCUGAAUUAUUUUCCAUCUUCCCUGGGUGCGAGCAAGGGGAGCUCUGCCCGGGCUCCGGCGGUGGUGCAGGGCUGUGGUAGAAUUGGAAUAGAAGGCCUCCCGCGAGCCCGCCCCCGACUCUCGUGGGGGCCUCAUGGGGGUCCACGGGCUCUGGAAGCUGCUGGAGUGCUCCGGGCGGCAGGUCAGCCCGGAGACGCUGGAAGGGAAGAUCCUCGCCGUGGAUAUCAGUAUUUGGUUAAACCAGGCACUGAGAGGAGUCCGGGAUCGCCAUGGGAACUCAAUAGAAAAUGCUCAUCUUCUCACUUUGUUUCAUCGGCUCUGCAAACUCUUAUUUUUUCGAAUUCGUCCUAUUUUUGUGUUUGAUGGGGAUGCUCCACUAUUGAAGAAACAAACUUUGGCUAAGAGAAGGCACAGAAAGGAUUUGGCAACCACUGAUUCCAGAAAAACUACAGAGAAGCUUUUGAAAACAUUUUUGAAAAGACAAGCUAUCAAAACUGCCUUAAAAAGCAAAAGAGAUGAAGCACUGCCCAGUCUUACUCAAGUUCAAAGAGAAGAUGACAUCUAUGUUUUGCCACCUUUACAGAAAGAAGAAAAAAACAGUUCAGAAGAAGAAGACGAAAGAGAAUGGCAAGAAAGAAUGAGUCAAAAACAAGCAUUACAGGAAGAGUUCUUUCAUAAUCCUCAUGCCAUAGAUAUUGAGUCUGAAGAUUUCAGCAGCCUGCCUCUUGAAAUAAAGCAUGAAAUCCUGACUGAUAUGAAAGAAUUUACCAAGCGAAGACGAACCUUAUUUGAAGCAAUGCCAGAGGAGUCUAAUGACUUUUCACAGUAUCAGCUCAAAGGCUUGCUUAAAAAAAACUACCUAAACCAACACAUAGAAAAUGUCCAAAAGGAAAUGAAUCAGCAACAGUCAGGACAAAUCCAAAGGCAAUAUGAAGAUGAAGGGGGCUUUUUGAAGGAGGUAGAGUCAAGGAGAGUGGUCUCUGAAGAUACUUCACAUUACAUCUUAAUAAGAGGUAUUCAAGCUAAGAAAGUUGCAGAGGUGGGUUUAGAGGCUCUUCCUUCUUCCAGCGAAAUGCACAGCAGGUCUUUUGACAUGAAGUCAUCUCUGUGUGAGAAACUGAAGCCAGAGAAAGAGCCUGCUGCUGCCCCUCCUUCUCCAAGAACUUCCCUGGCCAUGCAGGCUGCCAUGCUGGGAAGCAGCUCAGAAGAGGGGUGGGAGAGCGAGACUCCAAAGCAGUCUGAUGUGAAGAAUGCACCUGUGUCGCCGCUUACUCUCUUAGCCAUUCAGAAGGUUCUUGAUGAUGAUGAAGACAUGGAAGCACAUGCUGGAAAUGACGUGCAGGCAGGAGGGUCAGGAGUGAAAACACUGCUUGAGAACAGUUGCCAUGAAGAAGUUGUUGGAGGCCUGACAGAGGGAGACGGAGAAGGAAUGCUGUUGCCAUCAGGACCCCAUCUAACUCGUGUGAACUCUGCACAUGAAACCAGCCCUGACAGUGACAGGAGGCUGGCAGACUCUGCUCAUUUGUCCCGUCCCGUCUUCUGUCCAGGCAGCGAAUCUGGUGUUUCAAAAGAAGAAAUGUCACUUAUGCACGUGGUGAGUGAAGCCUUUCAGACAAGCGAUGAGUCUACGGUUGAGGGUAGAAAAGACCCAGUUCCUUCAGAAAGCACAGUGGUGAUGCACAGCGAUGCACCUGGACUCCAGAGUGGGACACAACGGACACUAGUACCUUCGAUGAGUUCACGCUCUGUAUCAAGAAAUGAAAUAUACACCAAAGAGCCUGGGCUGCAAGACCUUUGUCCAUCAGGCCCCAAAUAUGAUUCCUCUGUUCUUUCAAGUGAUGAUGAAGCAGAAGGUGAAAAAAAUCCCGUUUCUGAAAUCAUGGACACUGUCAGUUGGCAAGAAAUGAGUAAUACACAAAGUGUCCCUGCAGAGGCAAUAAGUAACUUGGAAAAUGCAGUAUCCUUUAAUUCUAAAGAGCACGAGAAUUUCCUGAAAACCAUCCAAGAACAUGAGACAGUGGAAUCUGCAGACCAGGACUUAAUUUCAGUUCCAAAGGCCGUGGAGCCAAUGGAAAUGGACUCUGAAGAAAGUGAAUCUGAUGGAAGUUUCAUCGAAGUACAGAGUAUAAAUAGUAAUGAUGAACUUCAGGCUGAGUUACAUGAAGCUUCUAAAUCUCCCUCCAGACAAGAUGAAGAAGAACUGAUAGGAACUAAGAAGGAAGAAGCCACUGGUGACUCUGAGGGCCUCCUAAGACCCAACUCUGGAAGUGAGGCUUCAGACACUGAGCCACAUGAAGAAGCUGAAAAAGAUGCAGACCGUUCACUCAAUGAAUGGCAAGAUAUUAAUUUGACGCAGCUCCGAAUUGAUUCUUUCUUUAGAUUAGCUCAACAGGAGAGACAAGAUGCUAAGGGUAUUAGGAGCCAGAGACUGAACAGAGCUGUGACUUGUAUGCUGAGAAAAGAGAGAGAAGCCACAGCCAGCGAAAUAGAAGCAGUGUCGGUUGCCAUGGAGAACGACUUUGAGUUCCCUGAUAAGGCAGAAGGAAACACCCAGAAGAGAAGGCUAGCAAAUAAAUGGAAAGAGUCAUCAAGCCUGAAAAGAAAGAGGCUUUCUGAUUCUAAGCGAGAGAGUAACUGUGGCGGGUUUUUGGGGGGGGCCUGCCUCUCGCCGUCAUCCGGGACCUCUUCGGGUGAGGACGCCGAGUGUGUGUCUUCAGCGACGGCGCAGCAGGAGAGAGCAGCCCCGGAGUCACCCGCCAGCCGCCCGGGUUUGCAGAGCGCAGCGACCCCAGCUCCCGCCAGCGACCAGGGCGCGACCAGCAGCAGCUCUAGUGAUGAUGAGGGACGGGGGCCUACGCCGGUGCUGGUGACCGCUGGAUCUGUGUUUGGGAGGAGAAGGGGGAAACGGAGCGGUCCAAGAGGAAGGAGGAGAAAAACCCAAUUAAUUUAAGCCCGUUUGUUCUCCCUCAUCAGGCACAACUUAACAUUUCGUAAUGAAUUUGUUGUGAGGAAAUAAUACAAUUAAAAGUAUUUGCACAAUU
Molecule: messenger RNA, 3323 nt
Organism: Leptonychotes weddellii (Weddell seal)
Lineage: Eukaryota; Metazoa; Chordata; Mammalia; Carnivora; Phocidae
Source: RefSeq, a predicted model, not a curated record